AUGUAUGUCUGUCUUCUUUUUAAUAUUGUAGGUUUCCAUUUAAUUACACAGCUUAAAGGCAUGAGUGUGGUGCUGGUGCUACUCCCUACACUGCUUCUUGUUAUGCUCACGGGCGCUCAGAGAGCUUGUCCAAAGAACUGCAGAUGUGAUGGCAAAAUUGUGUACUGUGAGUCUCAUGCUUUUGCAGAUAUCCCUGAGAACAUUUCUGGAGGGUCACAAGGCUUAUCAUUAAGGUUCAACAGCAUUCAGAAACUCAAAUCCAAUCAGUUUGCUGGCCUUAACCAGCUUAUAUGGCUCUAUCUUGACCAUAAUUACAUUAGCUCAGUGGAUGAAGAUGCAUUUCAGGGGAUCCGUAGACUGAAAGAAUUAAUUCUAAGCUCCAACAAAAUUACCUAUCUGCACAAUAAAACAUUUCACCCAGUUCCCAAUCUCCGCAAUCUGGACCUCUCCUACAAUAAGCUUCAGUCACUGCAAUCAGAACAAUUUAAGGGCCUUCGGAAACUCAUCAUUUUGCACUUGAGAUCUAACUCACUAAAGACUGUGCCGAUAAGAGUUUUUCAAGACUGUCGUAAUCUUGACUUUCUGGAUUUGGGUUAUAAUCGUCUUCGAAGCUUGUCCCGAAAUGCGUUUGCUGGCCUCCUGAAGUUAAAGGAGCUCCACUUGGAGCACAAUCAGUUUUCCAAGAUCAACUUCGCUCAUUUUCCACGUCUCUUCAAUCUCCGCUCAAUUUACUUACAGUGGAACAGGAUUCGCUCCAUUAGCCAAGGCUUGACAUGGACUUGGAGUUCCUUACAUAACUUGGAUUUAUCAGGAAAUGACAUCCAAGGAAUUGAGCCGGGUACGUUUAAAUGCCUCCCCAAUUUGCAAAAAUUGAAUUUGGAUUCUAACAAGCUCACCAAUAUCUCACAGGAAACUGUCAAUGCAUGGAUAUCAUUAAUAUCCAUCACCUUGUCUGGAAAUAUGUGGGAAUGCAGUCGGAGCAUUUGUCCUCUUUAUUAUUGGCUUAAGAAUUUCAAAGGAAAUAAGGAAAGCACCAUGAUAUGUGCAGGACCUAAGCACAUCCAGGGUGAAAAGGUUAGUGAUGCUGUGGAAACAUAUAGUAUCUGUUCUGAAGUCCAGGUGGUCAACACGGAGAGAUCACACCUGGUCCCCCAAACUCCACAGAAGCCUCUGAUUAUCCCUAAACCUACCAUCUUCAAACCUGAUGCCAUCCAACCCACCCUUGAAAUACCAAGCCCUUCUCCAGGGUUUCAGAUGCCGGGCACAGAGCAAGAUUAUGAGCAUGUUUCAUUUCACAAAAUUAUUGCUGGGAGUGUGGCUCUCUUUGUCUCUGUGGCCAUGAUCCUCUUGGUAAUCUAUGUGUCUUGGAAACGCUACCCAGCAAGCAUGAAACAACUCCAGCAGCACUCUCUUAUGAAGAGGAGGCGGAAAAAGGCCAGAGAGUCUGAAAGACAAAUGAAUUCCCCUUUACAGGAGUAUUAUGUGGACUACAAGCCUACAAACUCUGAGACCAUGGAUAUAUCGGUUAAUGGAUCUGGGCCCUGCACAUAUACCAUCUCUGGUUCCAGGGAAUGUGAGAUGCCACAUCACAUGAAGCCCUUGCCGUAUUACAGCUACGACCAGCCUGUGAUCGGGUACUGCCAGGCUCACCAGCCGCUCCACGUCAACAAAGGCUACGAGACCGUGUCCCCCGAGCAGGACGAAAGCCCCAGCCUGGAGCUCGGGCGAGACCGCAGCUUCAUUGCUACCAUCGCCAGGUCGGCAGCACCGGCCAUAUACCUUGAGAGAAUAACAAACUAA
Cynocephalus volans (Philippine flying lemur) is the source of this 1800-nucleotide messenger RNA. RefSeq names its product leucine rich repeat transmembrane neuronal 4 (gene LRRTM4). The transcript is spliced from 2 exons. Bases 1 to 1800 code for a protein of 599 amino acids. Lineage: Eukaryota; Metazoa; Chordata; Mammalia; Dermoptera; Cynocephalidae. Gene Ontology annotation, molecular function: protein binding. The record is from RefSeq and is a predicted model, not a curated record. Gene Ontology annotation, cellular component: extracellular matrix.